CAUAGGCAAACAACCGCCUUAAUAACAUCCUACAAAAUUUCUUUUACAAUUUGACACUCUCUCCCCUAGUCACCGUAAAUCAAACUCCCCUGACUUUCUUCACUCUUUCCUCACCAAAAAGACAUGGCUGAAUCUCCAUCUCAGACGCCCUCACCGACGACACCUACCGCCUUUUCCGAUACUGAUACGACACAGUAUUGGUGCUAUCACUGCGAAAAACGCGUCUAUAUAGAAACCCUAGCCAAUCUUCCUGAUGUUGUUUGCCACGAAUGUAAGAACGGCUUCGUCGAAUCAAUCCCCGCUCCAACCUUCUCACCACCUACACUCACUCCUGAUCACGUCGACGAUCCUUCUUUUGGAUCCCAGUUCCUUCAGGUCCUCCGUUUAAUCGCGCAUGCCGCGCGUGAAGAGGACGUUCCUCAGCAACAAACUCAAGAUCCCCAGUCGGAAGAAGAUUUUCUUCGAAUUGAGCUCGAUGGAUGGGAAAACGAUGAUGACGAUGACGAUGCGAAUGAAAACGAACAGAAUCAAAACGACGAGGAGGAGGAAGACAAUGAAGACGACGAAGACCAUGAAGGAGGAGGAGAAGAUCACUCUGAUAACGAGAACGAAGAGAACAGAGAAAUUGAUGACGAAGAAGAUCUGAGACGAAGGCGACGCGCAGAACUCCGUCUCCGGAUCCGAGACUUCGCGACACGAGCAAGAACCGGACGCAACCGGAUCCUGGACUGGGCUGAGAUUCUGAUGGGCCUAGAAGACAACUCAAUCGAAUUUCGCCUAGAAGUUCCAGAAUCUGACCGUUACAUAGGUAAUCCAGAGGAUUACGUGGACGCCGCUGGCUAUGAAGCUUUGCUGCAGAAUUUGGCAGAAAGUGACGGUGGAAGGAGGGGGGCCCCACCUGCAGCAAAAUCAGCUGUAUUGGAGUUACCGACGGUGGAGAUACUGUCGGAGCAGGAGGCAAUUGUAUGCGCAAUAUGUAAGGACAUGGUGAAUGUUGGUGAAACGGCGACGAAGUUACCGUGUGCACAUUUGUAUCACAGGGAUUGUAUUGUGCCGUGGUUAGGUUCGAGGAAUUCAUGUCCAGUUUGUAGAUUCGAGUUGCCAACUGAUGAUCCGGAGUAUGAGGAGGAGAGGAAUAAGAGAGUUAGUGUCAGUGGAGCUUCAGUUUCAUCCGGAGAGAAUACGAGUUCGGGUUGAUAUGAAUUGGUAUCCUCCGAAUUUAUGUGAUUUUCAUUUUUAUUUUUAACUUCUGGUUUAUGGACUUUUGGCUUUUAUUUGCUUGUGAAUUAAACCAAGUGACAAUUUUUUUUUUUUUUUUUUUUUUUUUUUUUUUUUUUUUAAAGUUUACUGUCCAUAUAUAUAAAUAUUAGCUCAAUAUGGGAUGUUUAAUGCUCAUGUGCAACCCAAUUCUAUACUGACGAUUGAAAUAAAAGCAUAGGAGGCAUUGCAUUCA
Molecule: messenger RNA, 1453 nt
Organism: Pistacia vera
Lineage: Eukaryota; Viridiplantae; Streptophyta; Magnoliopsida; Sapindales; Anacardiaceae
Product: E3 ubiquitin-protein ligase CIP8-like
Exons: 1
Coding region: 124-1197 (357 amino acids)
Biological process (GO): protein ubiquitination
Cellular component (GO): cytoplasm
Molecular function (GO): ubiquitin protein ligase activity
Source: RefSeq, a predicted model, not a curated record